AUGGGGCAUUGUGUGGCUCUGGACGUGUACACGAAAAGUUUUGAUGAUGUCAUAGAAAACGUUGCCAGAAAGUACAAGUGCAUUGAUGAUACCCUACUAUAUGACAUGAGUGUUGAACAAGUGUUUUGGUAUCUGUUUGAUUUUUUGGAGGUGUGUGAGAAACAUGGGAUUACACUAAAUCCGUCUAAAUUCAAGUUUUGUAAACGUGAAGUAAAAUUUGUGGGUUAUCAGGUGGGUUGGGAUACCUACCAACCAACAGCUGAUAGGCUAUCAGCUGUCAAAGAUUUCCCCAUGCCGUCGGAGCUGUCUAUAACUGACAUUCGUGCAUGGCAUGGAUUAGUGAAUCAGCUGGCCCCAUUCAUGGCAACGGCCCCUGUGAUGGCUCCAUUUGGGGAUCUGCUUAAGAAACCAUCAAAGAAAAAAAAUUAUUGGGAUGAUCAAGCUGCAACGAGAAUUCGAGAAGGUUGUCCAAAUUUGACAUUGUUUACGGACCAUGGUCCCUUAGUAAAUUUGUUUGGUAAUAGGGAGUUAAAGGAUAUUUCUAAUCCCAGAUUAUUUAGGUUAAAGGAAAAGACAUUGCAGUAUCAUUUCAGCAUAAAAUACUUGCCUGGAAAAAGAAACUGUGCAGCCGAAAUACUCUCCCGCUAUCCCUCACUCCGUGCCAAGCCAGAAGACAAAGAUUUGGAACUCAGCGAUGACCUCAAGGUUGCUAUGGUAAUGUCCUUGGCGGCAGCGCUUGAGGUGGAGGACGUCGUCGUGAUGGAUCAAGAGACUGUCCUCAGGGCAGCUCGAGAUGACCCGGUGUACCAGUUACUACUGACGAGAGUUUACAACGGUGAUUGGCCUCAGAGUAAGAGUCAAGAGCUUGAGUGUUUAAAACCUUUCUGUGGUGCGCGAGAAUGGUUAGCGGUAUCAGGCGAACUGAUAACAUAUACCUAUGACCAAGGAUGUGUACGUUUGGUCAUCCCAGAAAGUUUACGGCAGCAGGUAGCGGCUAACAUGCACAGCGGGCAUCAAGGUCUCGAAUCUAUGUUAAGAUGGGCCCAUCAGUCAGUGUAUUGGUCAGACAUAACAGGCGACUUGGAGCAUCAAAGGGCAAAGUGUCAAGUAUGUGAGACGUACACCCCAUCGCAGCAGCAAGAACAUUUGAUCAUAACGCCCCCACCAGAGUACCCCUUUCAACAAUUGUGGUGGACCUGCUGA
Macrobrachium nipponense is the source of this 1203-nucleotide messenger RNA. RefSeq lists its product as uncharacterized. The record is from RefSeq and is a predicted model, not a curated record. NCBI's taxonomy places the organism in Eukaryota, Metazoa, Arthropoda, Malacostraca, Decapoda, Palaemonidae. The coding region runs from base 1 to 1203 and encodes 400 amino acids. The transcript has 2 exons.